AUGGAACCGUUGUUACUAUUAGCGUGUAUUAUAAUUUGUAUUCUAUGUUUUCAAAAUAUCUACGUUCAACUAAAAAGACCUGGAUCACUUUUAAUCUGGUAUAGCAUUUCCAAUUCACUAAUAGCUCUCUCAUAUGUGAUAGCUGGAUUUACUUUACCUAAUGAUUUUAAAGUAAAUAAUGCUUCCACAUCUCAACAUAUUUGGUGUGGAUUAAGUGGCUUAUUAUACUCUUUAACUUCAAUUUCAAAUGCUGGUGUAGCUUUAGCACUUUCAAUUGAAUUAUAUGUUUCUUUAAGAUUAACGAACCUAGCAGUUAGACAAAAUAUUUGGAUAAAAAGAUUAAAUUGUUCAUUAAUUUUUUGUAUACCAGUGAUUGCAAUUUUAUUAAGUGUUAUAAUAUUAAUAAUAAGUCAUGAUCGAAUUUUCGAAACUGCUGAUGCUGGAGGGAUUUGUCAAGUUUCUACACAUGGAUCAGAAGGAAUUGCUUUACUUUGCUUAAGAGUUUUACCGGAAUAUUUACCUAUUUAUCCUUCUGGCGUUUUAUCAGUCCUUGCAAUAAUCCCCGUAGCAAAAAAAGUAUUUACAUCAGCUCAAUUAAGAGAAAGCAUUUCAAUACAAUUAUCAGUCAGAAAAACAAAAUCUCCUCCUCCUACUCUUCCUACACGUGCUGGUCCACCACCAAAUCCAACUUCCAAUACAAAAUUACUUCCUCGUAAUGUAUUAUUACGAAUGGGACUUUGGAAUACUCAUUGGCCAGCAGUAGAACCUUUCUUAGCAAAAAAUGGAAGUACGAUACAUAUGUGUUUGAAUAUGGGAUUGUUUUUGUUAUGUUUUGGAACGGGUGAAUUCGCGAAUGAACAAUACCGUAAAUUAUGGACAAAGAUAUUUGGCAAAAAUAAAGAACCUAAAAAACGUCCUAAUGAUUUCUCAAUCCCUUCACCAACUCACAAUCGAAUAAGUCCCACCAUUUCCGAUACCAUCACUACAAACACAUCAAUAUCUUCUCCCACCCGAGUUAUUUUUGACAAUUCCAACAAAUAUAUAUCAACUUCAAAUUAUUAUUAUCCACAGCAACAAUAUAGUCAAUGUUAUCCACCUGGAAUAUCAGUAAUAACAUUAGAUCCUCGAUAUCGACAAACUACUCGAAAAACAUCAUUAGCUACAUCAAUUACCACCAUCGAAAUACGUAAUCAACAACAAAAUGAUUUGCCUAUAGAAUAUGUUAUGACCAAAAAUAAAAGAAAUAGGAAAAGUCAUAAUAGUCAUAAUACAAAUAUUUUGAGUAUAUAUGAAGAUGAUGAAAAUAUUGAAAAUAAUGAAAAUGUUAAAGAGAAUUUGAUUAUUGAAGUUGAACAAGCGAUCUUAGAGGAAUUAAAGAUUUCGAUUGAAACAAAAAUUACCUUCCAAACUUGA
Molecule: messenger RNA, 1413 nt
Organism: Diversispora eburnea
Lineage: Eukaryota; Fungi; Glomeromycota; Glomeromycetes; Diversisporales; Diversisporaceae
Source: the annotation of a GenBank genome assembly